This is a messenger RNA of Lichtheimia ornata, 1386 nucleotides long. RefSeq lists its product as uncharacterized. The record is from RefSeq and is a predicted model, not a curated record. Gene Ontology annotation, cellular component: mitochondrial inner membrane. Gene Ontology annotation, biological process: heme A biosynthetic process. NCBI's taxonomy places the organism in Eukaryota, Fungi, Mucoromycota, Mucoromycetes, Mucorales, Lichtheimiaceae. The coding region runs from base 1 to 1386 and encodes 461 amino acids. The transcript is spliced from 4 exons. Gene Ontology annotation, molecular function: oxidoreductase activity, acting on NAD(P)H, heme protein as acceptor.
AUGCUUCGCAACUCGUUGCAUCGUUUAGGCCGCCUCGGUGCUACUUGCUCACACCAUCACCACCGUCCAUUCACUGCAUUGCGUGCGUUGCCACGUUCGUCUUCAUUCACAUGGACCGCAACAACUACUACCACCUUUCGAUCGAUGCACUCUUCAAGUCUUAAGCAAAGUGCCCUGGCUCAAUUGCGUUCCAAUGGUGUGUUCAAACGACUCAUGAGCAAUGCUGCUGCUACUGCUACUGCCACCAAUACCACUGCAGCGGCUGCCAAGGCGACCGUGACAAAGCCUAUUGUUGCUUACUGGUUAUACUUCAACGCUGGUCUCGUGUUUGCUAUCGUGGUCGUUGGCGGUCUUACACGACUCACUGAGAGUGGUUUAUCUAUCACUGAAUGGAAUGUCAUUUCUGGUAUGAAGCCACCACGUUCAGAGCAAGAAUGGAUCGAAGAAUUCGAAAAGUACAAGCAAUAUCCCGAGUACAAGUUGUUGAAUCGACAUAUGGAACUGAAUGAAUUCAAGACGAUCUUUUAUUGGGAAUGGACACAUCGCAUAAUUGGUCGCUUUAUUGGUGCAGCUUUCAUCCUCCCUGGUUUAUACUUCGCAUCACGUGGUUACAUGUCGAAGCGUGUCAUGAAGCAAACAUUUGGAAUCACUGCAUUGCUUGGUUUCCAGGGCUUUAUGGGAUGGUACAUGGUUAAAUCAGGAUUAUCGCAAGCAUUGAUGGAGGAGCCUGGUGCUGUACCACGUGUGAGCCAAUAUCGUUUGACAGCUCAUUUGGCAACAGCAUUCAUGAUUUACGCCGGCACGAUUUUUGUGGCUGCUGACAUUUUACGCCAACACAAGAUUGCCACAGGCACUUAUCCAAAGGAAGCUGCUGCCAUGCUCAAUAACCCUGUCUUGCACCGUUUCCGCCGAUUCGCUCAUAUCAUGGGCGCUCUCAUCUUUUGCACAGCAAUGUCGGGUGGUUUAGUGGCUGGUUUGGAUGCUGGUCUCAUUUACAACGAAUUCCCUUUCAUGGGUAACAGCAUGAUUCCACCCAAAGCUGAACUCUGGUCCGAUGAUUAUGUUAAGCCUAAUGAUGGCGGCAAAUGGCGUAAUCUGCUCGAGAAUCCUACCACUGUCCAAUUUGAUCACCGUACUUUGGCUGAAUCCACGGCUACUCUUGCAACAGCUCUUUGGUUGUACUCACGCAGAUUGCCUUUGCCUAAGAAUGCACGUGUUGCCAUGAAUACCAUGAUGGGUGCUGUCGUUCUUCAAGUAACACUCGGUAUUUCAACCCUGAUCUACAUGGUGCCGAUCGAGCUGGCUGCGGCACAUCAAGCUGGUGCUUUGGCCCUUUUAACUUCCAACUUUUGGUUAAUCCAUGCUCUUCGAAAAGUUCCUAUCUAA